Molecule: messenger RNA, 321 nt
Organism: Penicillium argentinense
Lineage: Eukaryota; Fungi; Ascomycota; Eurotiomycetes; Eurotiales; Aspergillaceae
Product: 60S ribosomal protein eL30
Exons: 3
Coding region: 1-321 (106 amino acids)
Cellular component (GO): cytosolic large ribosomal subunit
Molecular function (GO): structural constituent of ribosome; RNA binding
Source: RefSeq, a predicted model, not a curated record
AUGGUUAAGGCUAAGAAGUCCGGCGAGACCAUCUCGUCCCGUCUCGCUCUGGUCAUGAAGUCCGGCAAGGUCACUAUGGGCUCCAAGUCCACCAUGAAGACCCUCCGCUCCGGCAAGGCCAAGCUGAUCCUCAUCGCUGGCAACUGCCCUCCCCUCCGCAAGUCCGAGCUUGAGUACUACGCCAUGCUCGCCAAGGUUCCCGUCCACCACUUCAACGGCAACAACAUUGAGCUCGGCACUGCCUGCGGUAAGCUGUUCCGCUGCUCCACCAUGGCUGUCCUGGAUGCCGGUGACUCCGACAUCCUCACCCGUGAGCAGUAA